UCCGCCAGGACUCAGUUUUAACUUCAAACUGAAAAUGUGUCUUAAACUAUUAUAUAUUCUACCUUUACUUGUCAACAUAGUUUACGGACAUGGUCAUACAUUAAAGCAAGUGCUAAUUCUGUCAAGACAUAAUAUACGAUCCCCGAGUGUCAAUGCAGACACCAUGUCAUUAUUUUCACCGAAAACUUGGCCAACUUUUACUGAAGAUCCUGGCUAUUUGACCGCAAAAGGGAGUGUACUGGAGAAAGCUAUGGGGAAGUAUUUUUCUAACUGGCUGAUAAAAGAGAAGUUGUUAAAGAGAAAUUCCUCCGAAGAUGUAUUUGUAUACUCUAACAAUAUGCAAAGGACAAUUAAGACUGCAAGGGCUUUUAUUGAAGGCGCUGGUUUUAGCGUCGAUGUUUAUUAUAAAAACACAACUGGUGAGGACCCAGUGUUUUAUACAGUACUGAAAAAUGAUUCGGCAGAAUUUAUUCAAGCUGUCACUAACGCUAUGGAGGCGAAAUUGAAAAGCUAUAAUUUGACAGAAGCUUAUCUUGCGCUAAAUGAAAUUGUAGAUCUUGACAAUUCGACGUUUUGCCAAUAUUAUAAUGUAUGCGACUUGACGAAAUUAACUAACGAAGUUAGUUUAGUCAUAAAUGAUCUACCGGCUGUGAAUGGCAGUUUACAAUUUGGAUAUCUUUUUGUAGAUUGCUUUUUGAUGGCAUAUUACGACGGCAAGAGCCUGGAUGAAGUAGCUUGGGGGAAUUACGAACGAACGACCAAUGGGAACUUAUAACCAGAGUAUUAGAAGAUUAUAAAGAUGUGAUUUUUAGAACUAAACCGACAGUCAAGGAUCUGUCUUCACCUUUAUUGGACUAUUUGAGCGAUGUGUUUGAAAAUGGAACUAAGAAAAUCUAUGUUCUAGUAGGACAUGAUACGACAAUAGGUGCGUUCUUGAGUUCCUUAAAUUUCAAAAAUUAUACUCUGAUUGGUCAGUAUGAGAAAGAGCCUAUUGGAGGGAAAGUAAUGCUUGAGAAGUGGUACGACGGAGUGGAGAAGAGGGAUCUGUUGAGAGUGCGCUUCGUGUAUCAGUCCACGGAACAGAUCAGAGAUGGCGUUGAAGCUAGUUUGCUAAAUCCGCCGCUAGAGGCGCUGCUUGAAUUGGAAGGAUGUGCUGUUGACACGUCAAGCGGGCGACGCCAAAGUUCAGACGACGAUCGGAAACCAGGCGUCGACGACGAUAUGUGUUCCGAGGGCUCCGCACCUGCCACUGAGGGCAAACUGUCUACCGAGGAACUUUUGGCUGAAGCGGCCAUGAGAAGCGCCCUAGCGGCCGAGAAGCAAGCGGAAGCCGUAGCUCAAGGAGUGGAGUUGCUCAGAGACCUGGUGGCCAUAUUGCGGGAGAGACCUCUCGCCGCGCCCUCACUGCCGCCCGAACAUCUUAUGCACCAUCACCACAGGCUGUAGCGUAUGCUAUAGCGUGCUGUAAUGUAACACUACAGUAUGAAGGCUGUAUAGAUACAAAUAAUAAAGACAUAAUUAUAGAGAG
Messenger RNA from Leguminivora glycinivorella, 1528 nucleotides. RefSeq lists its product as uncharacterized. The coding region runs from base 1006 to 1446 and encodes 146 amino acids. NCBI's taxonomy places the organism in Eukaryota, Metazoa, Arthropoda, Insecta, Lepidoptera, Tortricidae. The record is from RefSeq and is a predicted model, not a curated record. The transcript is spliced from 3 exons.